UGUCCCUCGGACACAGCGGAUCACUGAUCAACGGAAAGAGCAGAAGAUGGGACAUGUACACUGAUCAUCAGGGCACUGAUGAUCAGUGUGCCCUGAUGAUCAGUGUAGCCCCAGUAGUGCCACCUGUCAGUGUCCAUCAGUGCCAGCUGUCAGUGCUCAUCAAUGCCACCUGACAGUGCCCAUCAGUGCCACAUCAAUGCCACAUAUCAGUGCCUACCAGUGCACAUCAAUGCUACAUAUCAGUGCCCAUCUGAGCUGCCUUUCAAUGUUACCUAUCCAUGCCAGUCAGUGCCACCUAUCAAUGCCAGUCAGUGCUACCUAUCAGUGCCAGUCAGUGCUACCUAUCAGUGCCAGUCAGUG
This is a messenger RNA of Staurois parvus, 360 nucleotides long. The record is from the annotation of a GenBank genome assembly. Lineage: Eukaryota; Metazoa; Chordata; Amphibia; Anura; Ranidae.